CCAACAUGUUAGAUUGUGCUUUUCUAAUCUACGUUGAUAACUACCUACCUACCUACCUACCUACCUAUGUAGGCAGGCUACGAAAUUAAUUACCCAACACAUAUGUAGCUCUUACGACGCUGGUAUCUCUGCUUACUUCAUCUAAUAUGCUGCUUGACGGCAGGCGAUAUGGCGGCUUUUGGUUCCUCUAGACCUCUGUGAAGCUCUAUAGACCUUUUACAUAGGAAAUCCCUGUUUCUAGUCUCUGCUUGCUGGCAAACAAGUCCCUUCGCCUAUAACGAGAAUCAAUUUCUCUUUUCGUCAUGGAGAAUAGCAACUACUGGGCCCUGCCUUUAAUUAUUUUCUUAGUUUAUUGUGUAUAUGAUGGCUGGAUGGCGAGAAAGUCGAUCAGGAAGAAUCCUGAUAUACCCUUUAUAGGUAGCCCUUUCACGGUAAUACCACGGUUUCUUCUGAACCUCCUAUUCGCUGCUAAAGCGGCGGAUAUCGUUGAAUGGGGCUAUCAAAAGUUCAAAGGCCAGCCUUUCCAGCUUGUACGAAAUGAUGGUCAAGUUCUGCUUCUUCCAUUGUCGGUCCUUGAAGAGCUUUCAAACCUGCCUGCCUCAGUGGCUAGCCCAAAUACCGCCCUAGAGCAUGAUUUAUUGGGACACUACACAGGAUUGAGCCUAAUUCUGGAGAGUAGAGCUCAUCAUUCUAUCGUUCAACGGAGAGUAACACCGCGUCUUGGUUUAAUGACACCUCGCCUCGAGGUAGAAAUACACAGCGCAUGCCACGAGUCUCUUACCGAAUCCCAUGAAUGGGUUGAAUUUCAACCUUACAAGGCACUUUCCAAAGUAUCUGCGAGAAUCGCUGCGCAGGCUAUUGUGACUCCUGAAUUUGCCCAUGAUCCAAAAUGGCUGGAAAUUUCAGUCGAAUAUACUGAGAAUUUGUUUCGAACUAUCGUUAUCACACGGCUUUUUCCUUCGUGGAUGCAGUCGUUUGUCUGCCGUCAUCUGCCAUCCUUUUGGGCUGGUCAGAGAUACAUGAAAGAAGCUAAAAAGCUCCUUGGUCCUAGAAUCAAUGAAUUGCUCCAUAUGAGUGACGAGGGGACCUGGGAGCCGCAGCCCAAUGAAUCCGACUCAAAUGUCCUCAAUUGGCUUGUAGACACUGUAAAGGGGGCUGACCGUGACGCGGACACUAUAGCCCAUGUAGAGGUGCUACUCGCUCUCGCCGCUGUUCACACCACCCUCCUGAGGAUGGUCAAUGUUCUAUACGACAUAACGGCAUCUGGCCUCGCUGUGGAGCUUCGGUCUGAGAUCGAAGAAGUCACUAGCCGGUCGGGGACUUGGGAUAAAUCGUCUUAUGACAGUCUAUAUAAACUUGACAGCGUGCUUAGCGAGUCGCAGCGAAUGUCGCCACCCACCACUUUAGGCAUGAAGCGUAUUUUUCAAGAAGAUUACACAUUCAAAAAUGGCCUGCAUAUCCCGAAGGGUAUGUACACAGCGAUGCCCAUCUACGCUAUCGAGAACGACCCUGCACACACUUCUAAUCCCGAAACGUUCGAUGGGCUUCGCAGCUAUCGCCUUAUGCUAGAACAUAAUAUUUCUGACGGUAGUGACGGCGACGAGGGAAGAAAAUUUCGCUUCUCGACGCCCCGCCCAAAUGUUCUCAAUUUCGGAUACGGACGGCAUGCAUGUCCAGGGCGUUACUUCGCAAGCCUCGUUCUCAAAAUCCUAUUUACUAAGCUCCUGACCGAAUAUGAGUUCGAGUUCCUUCCCGGGGCCGGGAGACCUAAGAACUUGUUGGCACACGAGUUCCUUUUCACAGCACCAUGGCAGCGCAUGCUUAUUAGAAAGAAGGAGAAAGGGAAUUGUCCUUUUUGACUGGAGAUAAGAAUACAUACCUGCUUUAAAUCUAGGGCUGUGUAUCAGAUGACUUAAUCUGACCUUAUCUGAUCAGGAUUUCCAGUAUAAGUACCCCUUAUGGUCGCACACACCUAUUUUACAUAACUUUAACCACAUCGAAUACAAAUCAUUCCUUUCAUCUAUAAAAUUACCUAGACCAUGGUAUUAGAUUCAG
Messenger RNA from Daldinia loculata, 2055 nucleotides. Its product is annotated as putative cytochrome P450. Lineage: Eukaryota; Fungi; Ascomycota; Sordariomycetes; Xylariales; Hypoxylaceae. The transcript has 4 exons. The record is from RefSeq and is a predicted model, not a curated record. Bases 303 to 1859 code for a protein of 518 amino acids. Gene Ontology annotation, molecular function: iron ion binding; monooxygenase activity; oxidoreductase activity, acting on paired donors, with incorporation or reduction of molecular oxygen.